AUGGCGUCGUUCAACUUCGGGGGGCUCAAUGCUGCUUCUCGGAGGAAGAGCAUUUAUGCCCGCAACGCAGCCGUCGAGAGACGGAAUCUCAUUACUGUCUGCAGGUUUUCUAUCAAGACACUGAUUGACCGUUCAUGCUUUGAAACUAUUGAUGAUUCUUAUCCUGAAUUCAAUAAUUUUGCAGCUAUUUUGGAACAAAUUCUAAGCCAUCGGCUCAAAGGUCAAAUCACUUGGUUUGGGUAUGAAAGCCCUCGAACUUUCUGGGAUUAUAUUAAGGUGGCUUGUCGCAAGAUUUCAUAUAAUUGCAUCUGUAGCAUUGAGAAUAUGGAAAAUGUUGCCUCUUCAAGAGCUAGGGGAAGGGCUUGGAUUAGAGUAGCACUUAUGGAAAAACACUUGUCUGAAUAUAUUUCGGCAGCUUUGAGAGACUUCAAAACAACCAGAAGAUUCUAUGAAGAUGGAGCAAUUGUAUUGGGAGAAGAAGCAAACAUGCUAGCUGGUAUGCUGCUCGGUCUCAAUGCUAUUGAUUUCAGCUUCUGCCUCAAAGGUGAAGCUUUGGAUGGCAACUAUCCAGCUGUAAUAGAUUAUACACCAUAUCUGAAAUUUACCCAAAGUUCUGACAGCAUCAGUAGUGAUGAGGAAGAGCUAAGAACACUGGGCAGUAGUGGUAGUGAAAGCAGUACUCCAGAAAACAUUGGUCCUCCUUUCAACAUGGAUGAGAACAGCUGGUACAACAAGUGUAAACGGGUUGAACAGAAAUACCUUCUUACUCUGGAACAAAAGGGUUAUUUAGAAGAGCUAGUACGACUCAGAGAGACUCAGCUGACUGAAUCCAUCUCUCAGAAGAAGGCUUUGCAGCAGAAGAUAGAAUCUAUGAAUCUGGCCCAUAAAAUAGAAAAGGAACAACUUGAGUAUAUCAUUGUGGAACUGCAGGAUCAGCUAACUGUGCUAAAGAAUAAUGAUUUAAGAUCAAGACAAGAAUUAACUACCCAUCUCACCAAUCAGUGGCCUUCCCCAGGAGCUCUGGAUGUUAAUGCUGUUGCCUUGGAUACGCUACUUUAUGGAAAGCAAAAUAAGCAAUGGGAUGAAAAGAGUUAUCACAGCCCGGAUCAGCUCUCAUCUGAUGUAAGCUUUUAUCAGACAUCCCUGGAUCCAGGUAAUGUACCAGAUGCAGAUGGGAAGCAAGAUGGACUAAAUUUACUUAGUGAAGGGAAAGAAGAUACUCCUUCAUUACUUGGCCUUUGUGGUUCUUUAACAUCAGUUGCAAGUUACAAAUCUCUCACCAGCUUGAAAUCAAGUGAAUAUCUUGCAAGUCCUACAACAGAGAUAACAAGUCCUGGUCUAACACCUUCUUGA
This is a messenger RNA of Protobothrops mucrosquamatus (brown spotted pit viper), 1353 nucleotides long. RefSeq names its product RUN domain containing 3B (gene RUNDC3B). The transcript has 11 exons. NCBI's taxonomy places the organism in Eukaryota, Metazoa, Chordata, Lepidosauria, Squamata, Viperidae. The record is from RefSeq and is a predicted model, not a curated record. The coding region runs from base 1 to 1353 and encodes 450 amino acids.